Molecule: messenger RNA, 3962 nt
Organism: Danio aesculapii
Lineage: Eukaryota; Metazoa; Chordata; Actinopteri; Cypriniformes; Danionidae
Gene: prkar1aa
Product: protein kinase, cAMP-dependent, regulatory, type I, alpha (tissue specific extinguisher 1) a
Exons: 11
Coding region: 109-1248 (379 amino acids)
Biological process (GO): regulation of protein phosphorylation
Cellular component (GO): cAMP-dependent protein kinase complex
Molecular function (GO): cAMP-dependent protein kinase regulator activity
Source: RefSeq, a predicted model, not a curated record
CAUAACCUUUUCCGGUGAGGCGUCCAUCCAUCCAAGGACUGUGAGAAAAUUAGUGUAAACGGAGUAAAGCACGUCGACAAACUCCUCGAAGCGACUCAGCAGGUCAUCAUGGCGUCCAGCAGUACGAGCAGUGAAGAAGAGAGGAGCUUGCGGGAGUGUGAGCGCUACGUGCAGAAGCACAACAUCCAGCAGCUCCUGAAGGACUGCAUUGUGCAGCUGUGCACCGCCAGGCCUGAAAGACCCAUGGCUUACCUCAGAGACUACUUCGAGAAGCUUGAGUUGGAGGAAGCUAAACAGAUAGUGAGCCAGCAGAAGUCCAGCUCUCGCUCAGAUUCUCGUGAAGAUGAGGUCUCUCCUCCUAUGAACCCUGUGGUUAAAGGCCGACGGCGCCGCGGUGCCAUCAGCGCAGAGGUCUACACUGAGGAGGACGCCACUUCUUAUGUUAGAAAGGUUAUUCCUAAAGACUAUAAAACUAUGGCUGCCCUUGCUAAAGCAAUUGAAAAGAAUGUUCUUUUUGCUCAUCUUGACGACAAUGAAAGAAGUGACAUAUUUGACGCCAUGUUCUCAGUCACCUACAUUGCAGGGGAGACUGUCAUUCAACAAGGGGAUGAAGGAGAUAAUUUUUACGUUAUUGAUCAAGGUGAAAUGGAUGUGUAUGUGAACAAUGAGUGGGUGACCAGUAUUGGAGAAGGAGGCAGUUUUGGUGAACUGGCUUUAAUCUACGGCACUCCCAGAGCAGCCACUGUCAGAGCAAAGACCAAUGUCAAACUGUGGGGGAUUGACAGAGACAGCUACAGGAGAAUACUCAUGGGAAGUACUUUGAGAAAGAGAAAAAUGUAUGAGGAAUUCCUUAGCAAGGUGUCCAUUUUGGAGUCUCUAGAUAAAUGGGAACGAUUGACAGUCGCUGAUGCACUUGAGACAGUCCAGUUUGAAGACGGCCAGAAGAUUGUGGUGCAGGGUCAACCAGGAGACGAGUUCUUCAUAAUUCUUGAGGGCUCUGCUGCAGUCUUGCAACGGCGGUCGGAGAAUGAAGAAUUUGUGGAGGUUGGAAGACUCGCACCAUCUGACUACUUCGGAGAGAUCGCUCUGCUCAUGAACCGUCCUCGUGCUGCCACCGUGGUUGCUCGCGGCCCGCUGAAGUGUGUAAAACUCGACCGUCCCCGGUUCGAGCGCGUGCUCGGCCCCUGCUCAGAUAUCCUGAAGAGAAACAUACAGCAGUACAACAGCUUCGUGUCUCUGUCGGUCUGAGGCGCGCCAGGCUCUUUCCUCCUCUAUUGCAGGGUCCACCAAUGCAAAUCCGCUUUAUUUUCGUACUUUUCUUUAUGCAUUUUUUCCAACACCCAGGUGCCCAUUUACUUCAGUGUUCUCUCUCUGUCUGUUUUUAGAUUCGUGCUGUACCCUGUCGCGUUCGUAUCCAUCAUAGACUCACCAUAAGGCCGAUUGUUAGUUUUGCCUGAGAAACGAGCCAAUCAUUGUGCCACAGAUGCCUGUCACGUGAACAAGGUCUAUCGGGAUGUUUGUUUUUUGUUCCUCUUGCCUCCAGAUUGUUUCACGUUUUUGCAUAACAGUGUUGGAAGGAAAAUAGUGGCAGGAUGCAGUGUGUCUACUCAGUAUAUGAUGAUGUUAAUUGAAUCAUCGCGUUUCACAUUCAGUUUUCCCUCAUUUAUUUCCAGCGUUUAAUAUAGGGAAGCCAAAGGCAGAAAUCCAUGUGUGUUAUAUUGUUUUUUGGGGGGUACUGAAGUUAAAACAUCACCGUGUUUAUCAUGGUGAUCAGCUUUGCUCUUUUAUUGUUAUAGCCGCACAUAUAUAGUGUAUGUAAAUUAUUAUAUAUUAGAAGUAAAUGACCAUAACCAUAUUUUUUUGCACAGUUUAUAGUUCAUAUAUAUAUAUAUAUAUAUGAAAACACUUUAUAUGCGCCUGCUUUUUUUCGUUGUGGCAUUCGAUCCCAUUGCAUUGGAUGUUUUGUUCUGCUUUCAUUCAUGCUACACACAGGCUUGCAAUGGACGCUUAUGUUGAGCAGACCAAGAUGACUCCAAUCUGCUUUCCCGUUUUCUUCUCUUAAAAACUGCUUAUAUUUGUUGGUUUCCCCCAUAAUGUUUUUAUGGUGGGGAUAUAUAUUUGUUUAAUUGUUCAGAAAUGUAAUGGUUAAUGAAAUCUGAAUCUUUGUUAAGAGAGAAUUUGACAGGAAGUGAGUGUUUGGUGACCUCCUUGGCCAACUGAGAUCCAUUAGGUUUUAUUUUUUUCAAUGUGAGUUUGUGUGAACUGCUCUGAAAUCCCAAAUGUCUGUUGUUGUUUUUUUCCCCCGUUGGUUUCUUCUUUCUUUGGUGUUUUACAUUUUUAAAUCAGAAUAAUGUUGGCAGGACUAUGAAGAAUAGAUUUCAUAUGAUCAGUGUCCUGUUUAGAUGGAGAUUUAGAUUUUUCAGCUUCUAGUUUAAUGAAAGUCUUAAAACAGGGACAGUAUUUACCGUUUAUGGUGUCUGUAUGCCAUUAGGGAAGGGAUCCAUCAAAUGUUUGGGAUUAAAUUCACGAUCCACUAUCGCCACCACUUUAAUCCUUGAUCAGAAUAUAGUUCUUAGGGUUCUCUGAGUUUUACCGGGUGGUUCAAUAGUGUUAACAGUUGCUGAAGGUAGAUUUUAAACGUUGUCACACAAAGAUACUCUUGUAUUAUUUGAAUAUAAUUGAUGUGAAUUUUAAUUUUGUGUAUUUGUUUCCUGCACAUCUUGUGUUCUGUAAUUAUGCAGAUUUCCGGUUCCUUUAUACCACACAGACUCAUGAUAUUGGAAGCAAGUUUAGGUUUUGAAAAGUGCCUGAUUUCUUUACUCUCAUACUGCAUCUUGUAGUAAUUUUCCCUCUGAUAUAUUCAUACAUCAUACUUGUGUCCUGUAUUAUUUAUAAACUAUAAUAUUUUAUUUCAUUGAUAUAUCCAGAUCUCCUUCGCAGUGUAUUUUAUUCAGACUUAAAGCUCCAGUAAAUAAAAAGUUUGCACAGAACUGUCUCACAAUUGCUGUUAAUUAAAGAAAGUUGCACGUGAACUGAACUUUAUUUAGUGUAUUUUUAUUUGUCUCCUCUUCAUGAGACAGUUGUUUUUUUAAUUUUCUGACACUUGUUUUUAGGGACUGUCGAUGCAGCCGUGUAUGAAAAUGUUUCUGACAUUCACAAAAUUCUGCCCCAGACUGGAUUGGAAUUUAAAAUCAGUCAAAUAAUGGUGCUGUAGCUUUCACAACAGAUUUUGCACCCUUAAUUUUAUGGGAUGUGACUUUUCAAAUAGCCUUUUGAUUAACCGUUCUACUGUCUUUUCGAUGAGUGGAUUAUGCCUUAUAAUGGGGUUGAAUUAAACAUGUUCAAAUUGAUAUUACUACAGCAUGAGUCCUUAGUGAUGAACUGUGAACCCCUUUGAUAGGCUAAAUACUCUACAUGUUAUCGCUCAUUUAUGUUUAACUUCGUUUGGCAGUGCGGAAUUGAUAAAGGAAGCAUAAAUAUUGUGCUGGUUUCUUUAAAAUGCAUCAAUAAAAAUCCCUUCAUGAAUAUGAUUUAGUUCCACCACAUUUUCCGCUUGCUACACCCUGUUUCUUGAAGAACAUUCAGCGGUACACUGGAAAUGUGUUUGUAUUAGCAACCUUUGUUUUAAAUUGUUUUCAGUAGCUUGCGUUUCUUGCCCUGGUUGUGACUGCCGGUGGUGUUUUCUUCUGGAGCUUUCAGUAAAUCUGUGUUCUAGUAUGUACAGAGGAUUGAUAUAUAUUUGCUUAUAAGCUUUGUCGUCAGGGCUUAGAGACUCCUGUUCACCCAUUCUUCAGUACAUUAAACCCUCAAUACAGAGUUGUAAAAUGUCAGAGGACCAUUUUCUAUUAUUCUUUUUCUAUAACUGUAUCCGGUUUGAUUUCAUUGGAUGUGCUCAACUUGUAAACCUUUUGGUAUAGAUUGUCCCAAUGGCAGGUCAAGCAAUAAAAUGAUUAAUUCUUCAA